UGUCCAAAUACGUGUCAGUGAGAUUCAAGCCAAGUCGUACCUCCAGCGAAAUGAGCAACGCAAGAAAGCCUCACCCGGUUCCCUUCACCGUGGAGGGGUUGCCGGAACGAGAAAUCUCUCAGUUACGGGCCUGGGGUUUCCGGAGCCACGCAGAGGUCGUCCGGACUAACCCUUCCCGCGUCAACCUUCGACCUGCAUUCUCCCACUUGGCCCAUGCCUACUACAACUUCGAAUUCCGACCGGACGACCUCGUGCUCGCGACCUACCCCAGGAGCGGGACCACCUGGGCGUCGGAGAUCCUGUGGGCCAUGAGGAACCUCGGUCGCUUGGAGCAGGCCGACGAAGCUGCGAACGGCGACCGCACGAUGUUCAUUGAUAUGGAUUUCCUGAUGCCUUCCCGGGCGGAAGAUGACAAUCCUAAGGUAAAGGAGUUCCUCACACUUUUCCCCGAAGGCCGCGUGGAAGAUGGGGUCGUCCUUCAAAUGGCAAAAUGUCAUAAGGGUCCUCGGAUCAUUAAGACGCACUUGCAGAUCGACCUUCUCAACCAUGACCUUCUCGACACGUGCAGGACGGUGUACAUCGCGCGCAACCCCAAGGACGUGUGCGUGUCCCUCUUCCACCACGGGAAGAUCAGUAAGAUGGACGCCUUCGAAGGAGAGUUCUCCGACUUUGCUGAAGCCUUCAUGGCCGACCAGGUGAUAUAUGGCCCUUACUGGGACCACGUCAAGCAGGCCUGGAAGCUGAGAGACCACGCCAACCUCCAUUUCAUGUUUUAUGAAGACAUGAAGCUUGACAUCAUUGGCGAGCUUAGGAAAUUGGCCAGGUUCCUGCAGCUGGACUUCACCGAUGAGCAGCUGAAGACCAUCUCUGAGCACGCGAGUUUCGGGCGCAUGAAAUCCCGGCACGAGCGGGAGGCGUCCGGCCGCAACCACACGCCGGGCUUCUUCCGCAAGGGCCAGACCGGGGACUGGGAGAACGCUGCUUCCGGGGAGCUCACGGCCGCCAUGGACAGGUGGAUCUCAGACAAUUCGCAGGACACUGAUAUUGUGUUCAAAUACACGUGAUAGAUAUGGAUAAAAUAUACGCAUAUUCAUACACACAUAUAUAUGUGACUGAAUACGCGCGCGCGCGUGUAUGUGUGUGUGAAAUAUUUCUGACAUAUAUAGGUAUCAAUGUAGAAAUGCACAUGUACAUUGAGCAAAACAUGUAUUGUAAUCUGAAUAAUUAUAUGAUUUUGUUAAAUCUGUGUUGAUACACCGUUUGUAGAAUAAUUGUUGAUGUUAACCAAUACAUUUUUUUUAUAUCAU
Messenger RNA from Penaeus vannamei (Pacific white shrimp), 1307 nucleotides. Lineage: Eukaryota; Metazoa; Arthropoda; Malacostraca; Decapoda; Penaeidae. The record is from RefSeq and is a predicted model, not a curated record.